Molecule: messenger RNA, 548 nt
Organism: Ricinus communis (castor bean)
Lineage: Eukaryota; Viridiplantae; Streptophyta; Magnoliopsida; Malpighiales; Euphorbiaceae
Product: histone H4
Exons: 2
Coding region: 74-385 (103 amino acids)
Biological process (GO): nucleosome assembly
Cellular component (GO): nucleosome
Molecular function (GO): protein heterodimerization activity; structural constituent of chromatin; DNA binding
Source: RefSeq, a predicted model, not a curated record
ACCAACAUAUUUGCUCUGUCGUCAUCAAAAGACAAAGCAAAUCAGAAGGGAAAACACAAAUUCAGGAAAGAAAAUGUCAGGAAGAGGAAAGGGAGGCAAAGGAUUAGGAAAGGGAGGAGCAAAACGGCAUCGUAAGGUGCUAAGGGAUAACAUUCAGGGAAUCACGAAGCCAGCAAUACGACGGUUGGCCAGGCGUGGAGGAGUUAAGCGAAUUAGCGGGUUGAUCUACGAAGAGACGAGAGGCGUACUUAAGAUUUUUCUAGAGAAUGUGAUUCGUGAUGCGGUUACUUACACUGAGCACGCUCGUAGGAAGACUGUUACUGCCAUGGAUGUUGUUUAUGCUUUGAAGAGGCAGGGCAGGACUCUUUAUGGCUUUGGCGGUUAAGCAACUUAGCGAUUGGGGGGUUUGAUUGAUUUUGAUGUAAUGAUGAGAUUAGUAUUGUAAUUAAUUGAAUCAAUCAACGGAUGAAUUUUCAGAUUUUUCAAAUCUUAUGAUUGUUUUGGGUUCUGAGAAUUAAACAGUUCUUGAUAUGGUGUUUUUUAUUUUA